AUGGCCUCUCAUCCCGAACUCAAAUCAAGAGGAAAAUUGAUGCCACCUCCACUCGUUCUAUGUGGUCUACCUCGCACUGGUACAACACUUCUCUAUAACUUAAUGGCUUGUGAUCCAGCAUGUCGAGCACCUCUCUACAUAGAAAUGAUUCAACCUGUGCCACCACUUGCACGCUCAGAUACUACUGGACAGAUGCAACGUGAUAUUACUGUACAGAAAUAUCGCGAAACGUUGAAUGCUUGUGGCUGGGCUGAGUAUCAACAAGAUAUGCGAGCUUGUCAUCCGCAAUUUGUACAUGAAGAAGAUCUUCUUAUUCUUUAUCAAGCAGGGUGAAAUCAUUAG
This is a messenger RNA of Rotaria sp. Silwood1, 342 nucleotides long. NCBI's taxonomy places the organism in Eukaryota, Metazoa, Rotifera, Eurotatoria, Philodinida, Philodinidae. The record is from the annotation of a GenBank genome assembly.